Messenger RNA from Nezara viridula (southern green stink bug), 5451 nucleotides. The record is from the annotation of a GenBank genome assembly. NCBI's taxonomy places the organism in Eukaryota, Metazoa, Arthropoda, Insecta, Hemiptera, Pentatomidae.
UGACUUUGAAAAAUUUAGUAGUUUUAUUGAUAAUUUUUUAUUGAAUAUUUUACUAUAACUAUAAUAAAAUUAUAUUGAACUGUUUUCAGGUAUAAAGAGUGCUAUAAUGAUAAAGAUUGAGACUGAAUACUGUGGCACAGUUAUGCCAUGGAUCCUGUGGGAUCCUGGUCAGCGUAUGCUGCUUCGUAUAACAGACUAGCCAAUGCGAGCAGUUUCCAAAGUCCUCCAAGUAGCGAUCUACAUCAUCAUAUGGGAACUGGCGUUCAGGCUGCACCUUCGACUACAACCCAAUUACUUGCUGCUCAUGCGACCUCUAGUCUUGCCAGUUCGGCUGCCUCUCCUUUCAAUCCUACUGGAUUUUUAUCUCCACCACCAGUCGGAUAUGAUGCUGUCUUCCCUCCGUUGUUCCACCAAAAAGCACACUAUGGCAUUCAACAUAGACCUCUCAAGCAGCCAGAAGCAGAUGCAUAUAAUCAAAUGGCAUCAAACAAUUUCUUCGAACAAAGAGACACACCUUCAUUAGCGUGGUCACAAAAUAGUGCCCAGUUACCAAGUCCCUUUGGCAUUUUACCACACGAAAGUGUAGUUCCUAAUUCUGGCGUAUCUGCCAAAACCUAUGAAAAUUUUAAUGCUCAUUUUGCUGCUGCACAGUCUCUUAACCAGUUUAAUUCGCAGAUUUCUGACUACAAAAAUGUGCCUUUUAUCGAUCCUAAAAAAAGACCUUUAUCACCAAUAUCAAAACCUCCAGUUUCAACCCCUUUUUAUCAGCAGACUUUUCCACCAACAGAAUCAAAUCUUAAUUACAGACAAAGUGAUUAUUCUGUUAGAAGUUUUCAAAAUGGAAAUUUGCAACAAGCCUGUAGCUUACCUCCAUCAAUUCCUCAAGGUAAAGAGCAUCGCAUUCUUCAGCCUGUCAGACCACAAUUUCCAACACAGAGAAAUGAAAAACUAAAUUUCACUCCUCCAAAACAAAGUUUUCAGAAAGUUCCUAAUAAAGUAUAUGAAAGUGAGAAGAGAGUAGAACAUGACAGUCAGUCGUCUCCCAUCAGCUUUGCAAUGAUGGAUGCUCAAAGAACUUAUCUGACACCCAAGCCAAGGAAUCAGCCAUUUCAAAAUAUCCCUAAUCAGCAGAAUUAUAGGUUUCCAAUGACUCCUGAAUCAGAUUAUCAGCGCAGUAAGUCAACAGAAAGUUUUGGUAGUACAUCGAGUAAUCCGGAUUGUACCAUUGGAUUGCCUCGUCGUCCAAGCCCUUUACAAGCACAUGUUAGUCCAAACAAUGCUCCGAGUCCUGUCUAUCCCAUGUAUAACAGUCCUUUAACCACUAUUUCAUCUCCUUCUCCUGUUCAACAUGAAACAUGUUUUAAUAAACAUAGUGAUAUCACCCCUCCUCUCGAUGUUUCUGUAUCAAGAAGUAGUGUUCCAUAUAAUUCAGUAAUAACAAGAAGUGAUGUUAGAUUUGAUAGACAAGAUUAUAGUAGGCAGCCGUGGGAUGAUAGGCGGAGAUACUCAGGCUAUGAAAACAGCAAUGGACAAAACAGGCAACAGUAUUAUGAUCCGUCUCCGCAAGUGAAUCUACAAGAUUUAAGUAGUUGUCGUGGAGAUCCGAUGAGUUUAGUAAAAACUCUUCAACAGCAGCAACCGGAAAAAGUAUCAGAAGAUAAGUCUAAAAAAAAACCAAAAAGUAUUGACAAAUCUUCAGAUGUGGAUUACUUUCCAAGAGUUCCCCCUCCUGCGCACCACAAUGCUAAUCAGUCUAAUCAAAAUGGUUAUUACGAUUCAGAAAGGUGGAAUCUAGCUCCUCCUCCCUCGAAAAUAUUUCCAUCAUCUCCAGUUUCCUAUGGUCCUCAACCUCCUAUUAGCUCGAACAUUCCUAACCAGCACCAAUCGCUGAUGGUGCCUCAUCCAGCUCUACCGUUGCCUUAUUUCCCUUCCCUUCCAUAUGUUCCUCAGUCGCAGCCUGCAGAAGAAGCGGUGGACACUGAAAUAGAAACAGAACAACCUAAAGUAAUCGUGCCAAAUAUAGAAGAAGAACUUAGAUGUCUACUUAAUGAUUGUGAAAAUGAAGAAGUAAUACCUAUCAAAAAGUUGCCUUUGAAUCCGGAUACAAGUUUUAUGUCAAGUUUCGUUAGAUAUCUACAUGGAGAAAAAGAAUCCUCACCUCCAAAUUUAAGACCUGUAAGAAGAAUAAUGAAACCAAAGAUUUUUCAGCAAACUGAACUGAAUAUGAAUGAAGUUGAUAAUUGUAUUCCAGCUCCUGUUGUAGAGUUUCCUUCUGACCCUCAAGAUGACCCAAGAUAUUUUCCUCUUCCUAAGUCUUCUGAUAAAAGAAGUUUUGAUUCUAGUGAUUCUGAUGGUGAUAAUAGUUUUGCAUUUAAUUCAAAAGUUGAUAAAAAAGUUGAAACCCCUCCACCAACCCCUCCUGUCGAUAAAGAGGUUUCAACUUUUAAAGAAGAUCCGAUUCCUAAGUCAGAAGGAAGAAAGAAGAAAAAGAAAAAGAAAGAUCGACAGAGGAAACAUUUGGAUAAGGAAGCUCAUCAUGACCCUCCUCGACCCAGAAGAGAAACAUCAUUACGAAAAGCUAAAGAAUUAUCUGUACCAUUGUUAGGUGAACUCGCAAACAACUCUUCUGAUAUGUCCAAUUCUGACUCUGAUCCAGUUUGGGUUCCUCCUGAAAAAUCUCCUAAUGACAAAAAAAUAUUGAAGAAAUCUAGACUGCCGAGAAAACAACUAGCGAAAAGUAUUUCUGAUGGAUCAUCCGAUGAAGAUGAUGUCCCUCUAGCCAAAAGAACUAAUAGAAAAAAAAGGAAGAAAAGCAAUAGUCCGAAAAAAAAUAUUCAGGCAAUCAAAAAAGCUUCAUUACCUCAAAUCAUAACAGCAGCGAAACCUUCCAAUUAUUCUAGUUCAAAAUCAAAUCAGUUACCAUUUAAUAUAGGAGAUUUUGUUGUCUUGAAAACGGAUCUUGUCUUGCGACAUCCACCUCUCUGGAGGGUCAAGGAGAAGACCAUGCUACAAAAGUUUAACCACUUCAUGAAGAAUGGAUUUCCACUCUAUAAAAAUCUACCAUGUUUCACUGGUUGGAGCCCUGAGAGCAAAAAUGUUUACGUUGGUGUUACGGUCAAGGUUGUAUCAACUAUAAAACAUGACAUGGUUGUGCAGUUGCUUUCAUGUGAUAUUCAAGAGUUUAACGCAGAAGAAAAGGCUAUUAUUGAAACUAUAAUAGACAUGACACAAAACUAUCAGGACUAUUUUGAAGUAUACGUGCAAACAUUAUUUUCUCAAGCUCUAGAUGCAAAUUUUCUUAUAGAAAUUUUCCAAGAAAAAGAUGAAUAUUUCUUAUCAAAUGUCAGAACUGUGGAUGAUUAUGUAAGGGAAUUGGAAAAAAGGUUAACUUCUCUGCUUGAUUGGGAUGAGAAGUUUAUAUCAGCGGUUGAACAGUACCCUUCGUACAACUCAUAUCCUAGAAGUGGCACCAUCUGCCACUGUGGUGCUUUUGGAUUUUGCCAGUUGAUAAUUUCUGGUGUACCUUAUGACAAAGAUACGUUACAGAAAAGAAACGAACCUGAAUCUUCUCUCGAAGCUGUCAUUUGCAGAGAUUGUCUUACAAAAAUUGAAGUUCUCCAUAAGCUGUGCCAUUUUAAAUGUUCCCUGUACACUUUAUGCGAGGAAAGAGUGAAGGAAAAGAGGGAGGCCGAGCCUGGUAAAGAUACGACAGUGAUAUUGAACGAUUUAUUAGCUGAUGACAUUUGGCUUAAUCAGAUCUUUAGAAGCAUUCAGAAAGAAUGGGGACAUGCUGAGGUAAUGAUCGAAAAAGCUUCAAAAGCAUUAACAGAAAAUUAAUUUUAAUUUGAUAAUUUUAUAGUAAUAGGAAUCAGUAUUUUUUUUGUGAAUUGACACAGUAAGAUGUUUUAUGUUUCUUUCAGUUUAAUUAUAGUAAGCCCUUCAGUUGUAUAGAUAUAAUGUUUAUAUCGAUAUAUAAUGUAACAGUUAAUAUUUUAACUUAAAGAGGUAACAUUACUUCUUUUAUUUUUGGUUUUCAAAAUUUAUCUUAAUUUUUAUAGUAACACUUGUAACUACUAUACUUACAAGAAGAAAAAAUUGAAAUCGUAUUAGCAGGUUCUAAUUAUAGUUCCUUCAAAUUUAAGAAUUUUUUGAACAAAAUGUAAUUAAUUAAUGCAACUUGAUGUGGAUGAGGCUAACUUUAAAAAAAAAAAAUGAUUCUGAAAUAAUCUUAUUUGACUAAACUUUUUUGUACGAUUCUAUUUAUACAUUGUUCUUCCAUGCAGAAUCAAAGAAAUUGUCGAAAAGUUUAGAGUCAAACUUGCCAUAAUAGGACAGCAUUAGGGUAUGGAAAUUUUUCUGGUUAAAUAGAAGUUUCUAUUUAUGAGAGAUUAAUAAGUUCAAAAAUUUACAAAUGUACCUAAACCUGUAUGAUAAAACUUAUAAUUAAUGUAUAUGAUUAAAUAUAAAUUAUGUACCAUACCAUAGCUGCGUGGACAAACUAGCUUUGAAAUCAUUUAUCUUCUAAGAGUAACUUAUAAAACGUUUUCUCUUAUUAAUGGGCAUUAUAAAUGGGAUUGUCAAUCGGGGGACGCACUUUGAUUUUAAAGUCUUUGUAGUUCGGUCAUAUUUUAUGUGUUUUCAUAAAAUAUAUUAUUUAAACUUUUUUAAUGUAUUAGCUUCAAAGGUUUUCUCGACUUGAAAUAGUUUCAAAAGGAAUCUUCAUUUUUUCUAUACACUCAUAUUUAUAAUCUUCACUUUUUUUUUCCAUGUCAAACUGUUCAACUAACAAAAAUAUAAUAUAAUAUUAAAUAAAAGAUACAAACAAAUGAUUCACCUCCUAUAAGGAUUUCAUCCUGAAUUUUAUAAAUAACUUUAAAAAAUUUAAUAUUUAAUCUUAGACAAAUGAGAAAAAUUAAAAACAAUUCAGAACUUAUAUUCUUAAAGUUGAAAACAUGUCAUUAUUCUUAUAUCUUUCCGCUACAAGAGCAAAUGUUUAUUUAUUUUAUUUUUAUUUGUUGAAGUUGGGACCAAUAUUUUAGCAGUAUAUAAAAAAUAAUAAGUAAUUAGAAAAAAAGUUUAGGUUGUGAAAUGUUUAUGACUAAUGCUUAUUAGUCAGUAUUUUUAAUUUAUUUAUUUUAAUAGCGACACUGCAAAAGUCUGUUAGUACAAUUUUAUUAAAAAGUGUAGUUUUGAGCUUUUUGUGGUCUAUCUUGGUCUCGAGUAUAUGUAGAAACAUAAACCAUUUAUAUUUAAAACAUUAUAUCUUUAUUUUAUGCAUUAAAGUAAAAAUUUAAUGGUAGAAGAGAUACGUUUACCUACACUUAUUUUUAAUGCUCCAUAACUUAUAAAAUAACAAUGAUUUUUAAAAGUUCAAAAUAGAAUUUUAUUUGUCAUGCUUUGAAGAUACUACAUUAAUUUUUACGUUAUUUUAUCACUAGAUAUUGACUAUUA